AUGAUUCAAGCGGCCACCCAGGUGUCCAAUCCCGCGCCGACCACCGAUCUCGGAGAUGAAGAAUGUAUGAAAGCGACUUCUACAGAUGCACCUUGGCGUUACACAUGCACCUUUAGCCACCUCAGCAACCUCGACACGCAUCAUUUGAAGGAACACAUCGCGGUGGCUCAUUUGAGUGGGUAUGGAAGCGACUUCUACACAUGCACCUUUGGCCACUUCGACAGCCUCGAUACACAUCAUUUCAAGGAACAUAUCGCGGUGACUCAUUUGAUGAGGGUCAAAUACCGAUACUUGCAAUUUUCUCUUGGAAUCCUCACCGGCGAAGCGAUGAUCCAUCAUCGACCAGAAUGCCCUGAAAAAUGUAUCGAGUUGCCC
Messenger RNA from Mesorhabditis belari, 375 nucleotides. Lineage: Eukaryota; Metazoa; Nematoda; Chromadorea; Rhabditida; Rhabditidae. The record is from the annotation of a GenBank genome assembly.